Salarias fasciatus (jewelled blenny) is the source of this 647-nucleotide messenger RNA. It is a transcript of the gene mrps33, whose product is annotated as mitochondrial ribosomal protein S33. Bases 202 to 522 code for a protein of 106 amino acids. NCBI's taxonomy places the organism in Eukaryota, Metazoa, Chordata, Actinopteri, Blenniiformes, Blenniidae. The transcript has 3 exons. Gene Ontology annotation, cellular component: mitochondrion. The record is from RefSeq and is a predicted model, not a curated record.
CGUGAGACGGCAGCAUGGCGGCUGAAGGUUACUGAGAGAAGAACAGGAGAGGGGCUGCUGUCACCGCGUGCAGAGGAGGCUCCGUGUUUCCGUCUGAGAGCAGCUAAAGACGGUCCGUCCCUCUACACGCUCCGUGGGAGUGCUGACCCCCCGCUGACCCCCCGCUGACCCCCCGCUGACCUCCAGGCCCUCUGCGGAGUCAUGGCCGCCCCCUCCGGCUACGCCCUGCGGAUGGCCCGGCUCGGCGCGCAGAUCUUCGGGGAGGUGGCCCGUCCCACGGACUCCAGAUCCAUGAAGGUGGUCCAGCUGUUCCGGGAGCCCCCCCUGGCCCAGAGGAAGGAGGUGUACGAGUGGUACCCCCAGCACCGGCUGUACCACGGCAUGACCCAGAAGCUGCGCUUCAUGGGGCUGUUCAGGGACGAACACGAGGACUUCAAGGAGGAGAUGCGGCGCCUGAGGAAGCUGCGAGGAAAAGGGACGCCCAAGAAGGGCGAAGGCAAGAGGGCCAGCAAGAAGAAGUGAGGAGGCUCCGCCCACCGCAGCCUCCACCUCCGCCUGCUGCAGCCUCCACCUCCGCCUGCCGCAGCCUCCACCUCCGCCUGCUGCAGCCUCCACCUCCGCCUGCCGCAGCCUCCACCUCCGCCUGC